CGGCGGCCCGGCACGGGGGCGUUGCUAUGGCGGCGGGGGCGCUGGGCGCGCUGGUGGCGGCGCUCGAGUCGUACCGCGGCCGGGACCGCGCGGUCCGCGCUCUGUCUUAUGGCUGCCAGCUGGCGGGCGGCGCGCUGGCCGGGACGCGGAGCCCCGCCGAGGGGCUGCCCGGGAGCCUCCUGGCCGUGUCGGCCCAGCUGAGCUCCUGCCGCACCGUCCUGCGCCUGCUGGACGACUUGGCCAUGCUCAGCCACAGCCGCGCCUACGGGCUGGGGCCCAAGGACGAGGACGCGCUGGUGCGAGGGCUGUCGGUGCUCCGCAACGUGGCCGACCAGCUCUACUACCCCUGUGAGCACGUCGCCUGGGCAGCCGACAACGGCGUCAUUCGCAGCCGCUCCCAGCGCUGGUGGGCGGCCAGCACGGCGCUCUGGGAGCUCUCGCUGGUGCUGGGCACCCUGCGAUCCCUGAGAAUCCUGUUCCGGUUAAGAAGGAAGCUGAGGCAGCAGAAGCGUGCUCCGCCUUCACCACAGAGUCAACAGAAAAUGCGAGCCCAAGUGAAGGCUGAAGUUCUGAGCAUCGUCAGUAACUUGGCAGAUCUCUGCAACGCGAUCCAUUGGCUGCCACCAGGGUUCCUGUGGGCUGGACGGUUCCCUCCGUGGUUAGUGGGGCUCCUGGGGACCAUCUCCUCCCUGAUUGGUAUCUACCAGGCAUCUGGAAAGGGCAGUUCUGGAGCUGCGUGAGCUAUAAUUAAGCUUCUAAAACCCAAGUUUAAUGUGGUAAGAAGGUAUUUAAUGAGGCAGGCUGGAUGUUAACUUUCCUGGAUGCCAAUGAUUCUAAUUCCAUGAAUCCUGUAAUUGAGAGUGUAAUCAAAAGCUCUGUUACAGAGAGGGUUACUUAUGGCUGACAGAUUUUAUUCAUAGGAAUCUUUUGGGUGAAUCCUCUGAAAAUCAGAAUCUGAUAGAAUUGAUAACAGAGGGAAAAAAAGGUUGUGGUCGCUUCCAGCCUUCCUGUACUUCAAAAGACAGCUGGAAUCCCCCAGCCCCCGCUCUCGUGUAAAAGAGCACAAAGUGUUUGGUGCAGAAACAGCCGUGAUUGUUUGACUCGGAACUUCCAGAGGAUGGAUUUGGUGAGUUCCAGCUCCAGGCCCAGCACCUGGUGCUUCCCUGAGCCACAGAGCUGACCUUGAUGGUGGAAGUUUCUGUCAGAGGUUUUGGUGUCUGAGCCCACAGCAGCUGAUACCCCAAACACGGACAGGAGCGGGUGGCAGAGGGAGGCUGGUGGUUGGCAGCUCCUUGUGACUGCUGCAUUUCUUUAGAGGCCAUAGGGGAAAUAGCAGCAGCUGUAUGCAGUGCCUUGCCAAGCUUUCUUCCAGCUUUUCUACCCGAGGAGAAACCAGAACAAGCCAAAAGGUGCUCUGAGGCUCGGGCUGUGCCUUUGUGGAAGGCCACCGGGUGGAGCUGUUCCACCGAGCUCUGCGAGAGCCGACGGGCUUAGAAAAGAAAAAAAGGAAAAAAUGUUGUUGAUCAUUUUUGAAAUAACUGGUGAAACCAAUGCACGAGUGAGUUUUACAAUCGUAUCUUUAAACGGUGCCAAUAAUAAAUGUGAGAAAUGCUUCAAAGGCGGCCUUGGGUCAUCAUUACUUCUGAUAAGUGGACAAACGUCAUUUAUGUGGCUUCAGAAAGCCCCAAACUGUUUCCAGGCAACGGAAGACAUUGGUGCUGUGCUGCUGCAGCACCCACGGGCAGGCAGAGACCAUCUGUUACCCAUCUUCCUUCAAGUGGAAUGAUUCAGAGCACCUCACUGCUGGAGGUUUUUGCAGAGAUGGGUCUUUUGGAAGCAGUGCUGCUCCAUCUGAGCAGUGUUGUGUCCUGCGUUGCCACGUGGCUCACCUCGCUGGGCUGUUUGGCUUUUGUGUGCGUGUAACAAAGAGCAGAAGCUGCCUCCUGCCUCUGUGCUGGGCCCAUAACGAGGCGUUGGUGCUCUCUACCCUUUGCCCUGUCCUUGCUGCCUUGGCUGGCUGUUUUACUGGACCUUCGCCCCGCCGCUGCACAGGAGGCAGUGCUGCCUUUGCUCACAGUUUGGUGGCUGAUCCGGGAGCAGCUGCACGCAGCGCCGCUUGGAGCACUGGCAGCUUCUGUCUGCAAAGGAUUCGUGUUUUCUGCAGUCUCAGACAGCUGGAACAUC
Lagopus muta (rock ptarmigan) is the source of this 2184-nucleotide messenger RNA. It is a transcript of the gene PEX11G, whose product is annotated as peroxisomal biogenesis factor 11 gamma. Gene Ontology annotation, cellular component: peroxisomal membrane. The coding region runs from base 27 to 740 and encodes 237 amino acids. The transcript has 5 exons. NCBI's taxonomy places the organism in Eukaryota, Metazoa, Chordata, Aves, Galliformes, Phasianidae. Gene Ontology annotation, biological process: peroxisome fission. The record is from RefSeq and is a predicted model, not a curated record.